UGUCUGUCUGCCUGUCCGUCCGUCCCUCCCGUAUUCUUUAGUGUGAAUGUAGCCUACACAAAAUGGGCUAUAUUCAGUGAUCUGUGAUUUACUAGCUGUGGAUAGGCUACUGCGUCAUCUUCUGGUGAAAGUUGGUAGUGAAGUGGUAUCAGGGAACUACAUUUUUUGAGUAGCUUAAAAUUAAAGGGGAUGGGUGCCUAUGCUUUCACACAUUUACAGCACAAAUAGUUAAUAUUAAGAUAAAGUGUAUUAAAAGUAUAUUUUAAACAAGUAGCCUAGUCUAUCGUUGGGUGUGGAUGGAUGCAUUGUAAGCUAUGUGGACCUUAAUGAGGACAUAAGGCUGCUGAGCUCAUGUCUGUAGUUUAGCCUGAAUGUAGCAUGUGAUGCAGCAUUAUCCAGAUUUCCCAUGCGUUGGGAAGUGGUAACUUCUAGAAACUACUGACAGUGUUGCAGUCAACCGCAGGCUACAUUAAGUCCAGCCUAAUAGGCAUUUUCAAGGGCAUGAGAAAAAUCCGGCAAACGUAGUUUCUUAGAGCAACCGGGUCAGUAGUCAAUCCUACUAAAUAAAACUAAACCAUUAUUUGGCACUUAUGCUAGCCUAAUUUCUCAAUUCAAUAUUUGUUGACGAAUUACAAAGCCGUCGCAGUAGCCCACUUCUUGUUGACGUUGUCGUUGGUAGCCUAUUAGACUUUCUUUCAUCACUCCUAAUAACAUGAAUUCAGUGAUGCUAAGGCCACCCUCCCACCCAUGCACCAUCACUAAUGAGGUAAUCGCAAAUAACUGCAGCCGAAGCUGCUUAGGUCAGACAUCCCGUAUAGGUGCAGCAACAUUCCACUGUGCGCAACGGGACAAAGCAACCUCGCUCUGUUCCUCGUGUAGAGAGGUGUAAAAGAAGCGCAUUACGACAUUGAAAUGUUACCAGGCAUCAUUAUCCGUAAAUCCCUGUGGAUAACUUUUACGUUGCUCAGUUUAUCUCAGCCGUCACUUUUUAAAAGGGUUUUCAAAUGUCCUUCCGGAUGCACCUGCUCCAAAGACUCCAUCAUUUGCGUCGGGUCGUCUAUCAUUCCGCGUACGAUUCCUAAUGACAUUAAUUCGCUGAGUAUUGUAAAUGGAAGCUUUUCAGAAAUCAAGGAGGCAAUGUUUGCCCUCAUGCCAUCACUGCAGUUACUGCUACUCAAUUCUAAUUCACUCUCAGCCAUUAAAGAUGAUGCUUUUUCUGGGCUUCCACAUCUGGAGUAUUUAUUUAUUGAAGGCAACCAAAUCGAGACAAUUACCAAAAAUGCCCUAAGGGGUCUUCGUGAUGUUACCCACCUGUCACUUGCCAGCAACAACAUGAAAUCACUCCCAAAGAACCUAUUCUUUGGUCUGGACUCUCUCAUAGAGUUGGAUCUGCGUGGUAACAUGUUUGAGUGUGACUGUCAGGCCAAGUGGCUGAUAGACUGGUUGAAGCAAUCCAAUGCCACAGUGUCUGAUGUCUAUUGUGCGGGGCCAGGAGAUAGGAAAGGCAUGCGUCUCAAAGAUGUACCUGACCAGCAGAAGGAGUGUCUUUCCACUGACUUUGUCCUUCAUCAGACCCUGGCAACACCAUCCAUGUCAGCUGACAUCUUCUCCUAUAAAGAAGACAUAUAUGUGGCAAUGGCUGUGCCAAACUCAGACAGCUGUGUCAUUAUGGAGUGGGAUCACAUUGAAAUAAAUUUCAGGCCUUUUGACACUAUUACAGGGCGGUCCAUUGUUGGGUGCAGAUCGGUUGUGAUUGACGACCAGGCCUUUGUUAUUGUCUCUCAGCUUUUUGAUGGUUCCCACAUCCACAAAUUUGAACCACAGCAGAAUAAGUUCACAAAAUUUCAAGUUGUUGAAGCAUCCAACAUCUCUAAACCCAAUGACCUUGAAGUCUUUCAAAUUGGUGACGAGUGGUUCUUUUUGGUUGUUGAUAGUUCUAAAGCUGGCUUAUCAACACUUUACAAAUGGAAUGACACUGGAUUCUACCCUUACCAGUUUCUUCAUGAGUGGUUCCGUGACACUGAUGCAGAGUUUAUUGAUAUAGAUGGCAAGGGACACCUUAUCCUGGCAAGCCGAUCACAAGCUCCAGUUAUCUACCAAUGGAACAAGAGUACCCAGAAAUUUGCUUUACUUACUGAUAUCCCCAAUAUGGAUGACAUUGUUACAGUGAAGUCGUUUCAUAUAAAUGGGGACUUGUAUCUGGCUAUGGCCUGUUAUAUUGGGGACUCAAAGGUCCUCCAGUGGACUGGCAAACAGUUUGUCGAAGUCCAAGCAUUCCCAUCUCGAGGAGCCAUGGUUCUGCAGCCCUUCAAGUUUAGGGACCAACACUUCCUUGUUCUAGGAAGUGACUAUUCUUUCUCAUUGGUGUACAGGUGGGAUGAGAAGAACAAACACUUUAUCAAGUUUCGGGAGGUAUAUGUGCAAUGGCCACGUUCUUUCACCGCUCUUUCAACUGAUCAAAGGGAUUUUCUUUUGGCCACCAGCUUCAAAGGCAAAACCAAAGUGUUUGAGCAUGUCACAGUUGACAAUAGCUUAUAAGUCCAAAAAUGCUUCUAAUAAUACAAGCUUAGGAACCAAUAUGGUUCAUAAGAUCAUUGUUUAUAUUAUGUACAAUGCAUUUGUCUGACAUAAGCAUUUCUUUUUUCUUUUUAAAGGUGUAAUAGUUUUUUUUUAUGUUGGGAAGGAGGAUUGUAGAUAUAGGAUUGUAGAUAUAUAUAUAUAUA
Alosa sapidissima (American shad) is the source of this 2723-nucleotide messenger RNA. RefSeq names its product leucine-rich repeat LGI family, member 2b (gene lgi2b). Gene Ontology annotation, biological process: inhibitory synapse assembly. The record is from RefSeq and is a predicted model, not a curated record. Lineage: Eukaryota; Metazoa; Chordata; Actinopteri; Clupeiformes; Clupeidae. The transcript is spliced from 8 exons. The coding region runs from base 913 to 2538 and encodes 541 amino acids. Gene Ontology annotation, molecular function: protein binding.